AUGUCCAACAUCACAUCAACGGAAGGCUCCUCCUCCAAAGCAACAUCCUCAUCAAUUCUAGACGUGUCUUCUCCAUAUUUUCUCCAUUUUGCUGAUCACCCAAGUGCCAUCCUUGUGUCCACUCCUCUCACUGGUGACAAUUAUCCUACCUGGAAGAUAGCUAUGAAAAUGACCUUGAAUGCCAACAAUAAAUUUGGUUUUGUUAAUAAUACCCUUCCCAAACCAACGUCCUCCUCAGCAGAAACUCAAUUGUGGGAAUGUUGCAGUGAUAUGGUUUUAUCAUGGAUCCUCAACUCCAUUGAUUCAUCCAUUGUUCACAGUUUGAUCUAUCAUGAAUGCCCCCGUGGUGUAUGGCUGGAUCUUGAAAAUUGUUUUUCUCAAAGCAACAAUCCUCGUAUUUUCAAGUUGAAACGUGACAUUGCUAAUCUUACCCAAGGUUCCAUGACCAUCUCUAUGUAUUUUACAACACUUAAAAGGUUAUUGGGAUGA
Messenger RNA from Malania oleifera, 489 nucleotides. RefSeq lists its product as uncharacterized. The record is from RefSeq and is a predicted model, not a curated record. The coding region runs from base 1 to 489 and encodes 162 amino acids. Lineage: Eukaryota; Viridiplantae; Streptophyta; Magnoliopsida; Santalales; Ximeniaceae. The transcript has a single exon.